Molecule: messenger RNA, 3423 nt
Organism: Bacillus rossius redtenbacheri
Lineage: Eukaryota; Metazoa; Arthropoda; Insecta; Phasmatodea; Bacillidae
Product: fibronectin-like
Exons: 12
Coding region: 1-3063 (1020 amino acids)
Molecular function (GO): protein binding
Source: RefSeq, a predicted model, not a curated record
AUGGUGCCAACUGUAAAACGCUGGGGCGCGGCUCCCGGCGCGGUGAGGAACCUCGCGGCGGCCAACUCGAGCGCCUUCUCGGUGCGCGUGAGCUGGGAGCCGCCGCGGCCCGACUGCGCGCGCGGCUACUCGGUGCGCUGGUGUCCCUACCGGGAGGGAGACCGCUCCUGCGACACGGCGGCCUCAUCCACGCACAUGGCGAGCCUGCCCGCGGGGGCCGCCGGCUACCUGGUGCCCGGCCUCAAGAACUGCAAGCCCUACCUGGUGGCGGUGAGCGCAGUCGGCCGCGCGGGCGGCGAGUCGCAACCCGCCUACGUGCGCGCCGGGGCCGGAUACACCGCCGAGGGAGAGCCCAUACAGAACCUCCGGCUGUGGAGCGUGGGCAGCCAGGGGGCGCGCGUGUCCUGGGACAUCCCCAGGAGCACGGAGUACUGCGUGACGGAGUGCCGGGCCUGCCUGGAGGAGCACUACGAGACGGGCGGCGGCCAGCCCCUCAGCUGCUCCACGCAGCUCAGCUCCAAGGGCUACUGGUCCAACGACUACGACCUGCAGCCCUGCACCUUGUACACCCUCACCUUGAUGCCGCACGACGCCGACGGCAGCUGGAUGAACAACUACACCAUCUCCUUCACCACCGGUUCGAGCGAGGUCCGCUCGGUCUCGGUGACGGAGAAGACGACGCUGGUCCCCGAGGUCAGCUGGACCGCUCCUCUCAGCAGGACCUGUCUCCAGUGGUACCGGGUCUGCUGGAAGCCCUCGGGCGGAGGGGCAGACUCGGCGGAGACCUGCGGCACGGCCCCGGCGGGCUCAAGGGCGCUCAACAUGACGGGCGUCGUUGGCUGCACCGGCUACGACGUCGCGGUGACUGCCGUCGGCGCCAUCGACGGCAUCAACGGCACCUCCGACGAGUCCAACACCACCUUCACCACGGGCUUCGCAGAUCCAGGACCGUUGUCCGACCUGAAGUGCACGGUGACGUCGUCCAACUCGAUCCGCGUGCAGUGGGACGCCCCGGCGAAGAACGUUGCCUGCAUCGACGACUACGAGGUGUGCCUGAAGACGGAGUCCAGGGAAAUGGGCCCGACCUGCGACCUGGUGCCCAGGGGGCAGCUGUCGUGGGCCAGCGACCCAGGGCUGCAGGCGUGCGCGGCCCACGUGGUCAGCGUGGCCUACCGGCACCAGGAGUCUGAGGUGGACAGGACCUCGGCGACGGUGCGCACAGGUCCAGGGGCGGUGGAGGAUCUGACCCUGACCGGCAGCACGGGGACCUCCGUGCUGGUCUCCUGGAGGAACCCGCUGGCCAAUGCCGAGUGCGCAGAGGAGGUGGUGGUCUCGUGGCGCCCCCAAGAUGCCGACGCCCAGCAGCCGGGGGGUUGGAACUCGACCAGGGUGCCGGCCUCCAGGACGGAGUUCAAUAUCACCGGGCUGGCCCCGUGCUCCAACUACAGCGUCUCCGUCAUGGUCACUGCUGCUGGGAGCAUUCGGUCGACGUCCGAGACGAUACUGGCCCCAACCUUGAAUGAACGUGCUGGCUCCGCGCGCGACGUACGGCUGCAGAUGGAGGGGUCGACGGCGAUGGUGCGCUGGCGGGCUCCUACCCAGGCGCCGACCUGCGCCACGGGCUACCAGGUGUGCUGGCGCCGCGCCGGUGCAGUCGAGGCCGCAGCAUGCGCCCGCACCGCAGGGGAGGUGUUCGCCCUCGAGGGGCGGCUGGACUGCGAAGUGUACGAGGCGAGUGUGAGGACCGUGUCCAUCGACGGCUCGCUGUCCGCCGCCGUCAACGCCAGCCUGGACCUGGCCGUUCCAAGCAAGGUGGAGAACCUCGCGGUGGCCGCCGGGAACUCCUGUCAGUCCGUGGCCGUCGAGUGGGAACCACCCUCGUCCAACGCCGACUGCGUGAGCUGGUACCAGGUGUGCUGGGGCGAGGCUUCUUCGGCGAACCGCUCGUGCAUCCAGGUGCCGUACGACGAUAUAGACAUGGCCAUCUCCGGUCUGGAGAGGCGCAGCCGCUAUGAGGUGUCCCUGGCAGCCGUGGGGCCGACGGGAGAGCUCUCCGAGGAGAGCUACAUCGAGGCGGACACCGGUCCGGCGGCGGUGGAGGAGCUGACCCUGACCGGCAGCACGGAGACGUCUAUGUUGGUCUCCUGGAGGAACCCGCUGGCCAACGCCGAGUGCGCCGAGGAGGUGGUGGUCUCGUGGCGGCCCCAAAACGCCGACGCCCAGCAGCUAGGAGGCUGGAACUCGACCAGGGUGCCGGCCUCCGGGACGGAGUUCAAUGUCACCGGGCUGGCCCCAUGCUCCAACUACAGCGUGUCCGUCGCGGUCAACGCCGGCGGCGGCGUGGUGUCCGCGAACAACACGGUCCUGCUGCACACUGCGUACGAGAGUCCGGCGGCCGUGUCCCGCCUGAGCCUGCGGACGGGCGGCUCCCCGGCGGCGGAGCUGAGCUGGGACCCGCCGCGCCAGCCCGCCGCCUGCGUGCGCGGCCACCAGGUGUGCUGGCGCGCCGCCCCCUCUCCCCUGGCCUCCGCGAGGUGCGCUGUCGUGGCCGCCCCUGCGUCCUCCUACUCGCUGGGCGGGCUGCCGGCCUGCGAGCAGUACGUCCUCGCCGUCAGCAGCCUGGGCGCCGGAGGCCUGCUGUCCGCCGCCGCGUACGUCGACCUGGACCUCGCGACCCCCGGCGAGGUGAGCGCCCUGGCGGUCGAGAACCGCACCGCCGACUCGCUGGCGGUGGGCUGGGGCGCGCCGCUGUGGAACGCGGAGUGCGCGCGCGGCUACGAGGUGUGCGUCGCCGCCGCGGGAGGCGCUGGCGUCUGCGAGAAGACCGGCGCCGCGGAGAAGGAGCGCAGGUUGGCAGGCCUGCAGCCGGGCAGCGGGUACACGGUGACUGUGACGGCGCUGGGGCAGGCAGGGCAGAGGUCUGCCCCCAGGAGCCUUCAGGCCACCACAGACGAGGCGACCGGUAACGGCGGGGCGCGCCCGACGACCGCCGCGUGGUCCCUCGGCGUGCUGGCCUGCGCCUGGGCACACCUCCUGGGACUGCGCGCGCGGACACGCCUCUGAUCCGCGACCCCGUCGCGCGCGUGGUUCCGGCAGGAGUCAGUUCCUGCACCCGCGACACUCUUGAAUUUAGUUUACACUGUUCUGUUAGUAAAAAUAAUAUAAAAGAAAAAUAGUAAUACAUAUACAUAUAUAUAUAUAUAUAUAUAUAUAUAUAUAUCACCUAAGAAUGCAACAGUUGAAACAGUUUUAAAUUAUCGGCCCAAGAAUACAAUUAUUUUCUUCCAUAACAAUAAUAGGCUUGGUUGAGAAAAGUAGAGCCAUGCAACUGAUUAACGUGUAAUUUUCAUUGCACCAAAAACUUUUUUUUUAUGGUUUGGCUGACGCUAACUAUAAACGUGUAGUAUCAUCACAGAGUGCAAA